AUGGGGAUGGAAAAAAAAUCCGUCUCGCUUCUCCUCAAUCCCCGAGCAACCGCCGCCCCCGCCUCAAACACUACCCCCCGCCUCUCAUGGCGACCUACGCGCCCGCCGUCCCGCGGCGGCGACUCGCGUGGGGUCCGUCCGUCCGCAGGCAGGCGUUCCGCGCUCCUCAGCCCCAGCCCCCAUCCACUCCCAGCCGCAAGCCCGCCACCCGCGCCUCCUUCAUCCCUCGGCCUAGCGCUGGACUGGAGCGUCGGCGCCGUCGCGCCUCCUUCCUCCCUCGGCCUGGCGCCGGGCUGGAGCGGCGCCGCCGCCCCCAAGCCGGCGGAUCUGAUCUGGAGUGGCGGCGGCGGCAGGAGCCAGGAGGUCAAGACGACGAUGCGGUUUUUCCGAUCUACGAGGAUGAAUUUUUUGUUGCGAUUCCGGAACAUGCGAAUUCUUCUACUCUGGUAUUCUGGACAAAGUUUCAAGGCGAAUGAGGACCGGGGGAAAAAGUAUCAGCCAUGCGGAAAGGCUGGCUUGUGGUUGGGCACUGAGUCGUUCUCUGAUGCAAAAACGUGUCCAUUUCACUGUAGCUAUACUCUACCAAUCUUGGACGUAGUGCAAUAUUUUUUUGUAUAAGGUAGGUUAAUGGUAUUGUACUAAUGGGACAUUUCACCGGACAUUGAUUAAAGUUCGAAGACAGCCUUUUCAUGCAUUUUCUUUC
Panicum hallii is the source of this 703-nucleotide messenger RNA. RefSeq lists its product as uncharacterized. NCBI's taxonomy places the organism in Eukaryota, Viridiplantae, Streptophyta, Magnoliopsida, Poales, Poaceae. The record is from RefSeq and is a predicted model, not a curated record. The coding region runs from base 1 to 618 and encodes 205 amino acids. The transcript is spliced from 4 exons.